AUGGCUCCGAAGGGUAAUCAGGUUAUCGCCAGCUCUCAUUUGCGCAAGCACUGGCAAACCAGGGUCAGGACCUGGUUCAAUCAGCCAGCCCGCAAAGAACGUCGUCGUAAUGCCCGUAUCGCCAAAGCAUCGGCGAUCGCGCCCCGACCGGUCUCUGGACUUUUGCGGCCACAAGUGCGAUGCCCGACCAACCGAUACAACAAGAAGGUCCGUCUUGGUCGUGGCUUCACUCUCCAGGAGCUGAAGGAGGCCGGAAUCGCCAAGACCCAGGCAAGGACGAUCGGCAUCGCCGUUGAUUACCGACGCAUCAACAAGUCGAACGAGGGACUGAAGGCCAACGUUGACCGCCUGAAGGAAUACCGCGCCAAGCUUAUCCUCUUCCCGAAGAAGCUCAACGCCCCCAAGAAGGGAGACAGCAACGCCGAAGAGCUCAAAGUUGCUGCCCAACUCGCCGGAGACGUCCUUCCCCUCAAGAAACCCGCAGUCAAGACCGAAUUCCGAUCCGUUACCGAAGCCGAGAGGAAAGUUGAAAUCUUCCGUUACCUCCGACAAGUGCGCGCAGACAAGAAGUAUAAGGGAAAACGUGAGAAGAAGGCUUCUGAUGCCGCUGCCGCUCUCAAG
This is a messenger RNA of Mesorhabditis spiculigera, 621 nucleotides long. Lineage: Eukaryota; Metazoa; Nematoda; Chromadorea; Rhabditida; Rhabditidae. The record is from the annotation of a GenBank genome assembly.